Molecule: messenger RNA, 357 nt
Organism: Iphiclides podalirius (scarce swallowtail)
Lineage: Eukaryota; Metazoa; Arthropoda; Insecta; Lepidoptera; Papilionidae
Source: the annotation of a GenBank genome assembly
AUGUUUCCAUUAAUAGAAUGUUACGUCAAACUCGAGAGAGUGAGAACAGCUUUACCACAGAAAACAGAGCAUGAAUCACCCAAUCAUACUGACAAUGAAUCCUUUAAAUCUGAUGAUAAUAAUUCUCAAAAAUCAACUGACGCUCAUCUGGAUUUAUCUAUUAAUAAACCAUUGUCUCCAACAAGUAGUAUUACUUCUCAAAGGAAGUUGGAAUGGGAUUCUUUGGGUGAUGUUGGAUAUGGUAAUGAAAGUGAAAGAAAAGCCUCGGGUUCUAGCCUUAGUACUUUAGAGAGGCUAGCACUGCAUCAACAGUUAUCUAACAAUGAUAAUAAUACUCAAUUUGGUGCUCCACCCAAA